AUGACCCCUUCUGGGACGACAUGGGCGGGGCAGACCACAUCUUCCUGCGGCAAGCAACGUCUCAUAUCAGAAACUAUCUCCGUCAUCCGCUCACUUGGUCCCUUCUGGGACGCCAAGGGCGGGGCAGACCACAUUUUCCUGGUAAGUGAGGAGUACGGCAAGUGCGCCCUGCAGCUCUACGGGCUCGAGGACCCGCGGCUAGCGUCCGCAAUCACCCUCACUCCCUGGGGGUACACUCGGAACAUGCUCGGCACGGCAGAGGGCGGCCCGUGCUUCCGGCCCGGGCAGGAUAUAGUGAUUCCGCCCUCGGCGCAUCUGAGGUUCCUGCAGAACGCGAGUAUGGUGAGGGAGGCUGGUGGGCUGCCUGGGCUGCGGGUGUUUGAGCUGUACGCAGGGCGGGACAGUGAGACGGGCUUUAAGGUGGAGGUGGUACCGGAGGGGGGUGAGGAGCUGGCGUAUGGCGGCAUGGAGCACAGCGUCUUCUGCCUCGCCACCGCAGGCCAUGGCUGGCAUGCGUCACUGGCAAUGGCUGUGAUUGCAGGAUGUGUGCCAGUCGUCAUUCAGCCGGAUGUGCUGCUUCCCUUCGAAGGAGACGGAGUGGACUGGAGUCUCGUCUCGUAUCGUCUUAAUAUUCGUGACAUCCCCCAGCUGCACGAGCGCCUGCAGGCAAUCCCGCCAGAAGACAUCGAGCUAAAACAAAAGCACCUGCGGCAGCUAUGGCCGCUGUUCAUCUGGUCAGCUCCGCAGUUCAAUCCGGUGGAUUUUCUGCCCGAAGGGGCUCAGAUGCAGCUGACGGCGAUCGACACGUUUACGUCGGAACUGGACGAGCUGGAGGGAAUGAUUGACGGAGAGUACGAGGAGGUACCGGUCCACACGGUGACGGUGCACGACCGGGAACGAGGGGUCACGUACACGGUCGACGUGCCUCAGGACCAAUACAUUCUUCAAACAGCAGAGGAGGAAGGCAUCAAGCUGCCUUUUGCAUGCCGUCACGGCUGCUGCACAGCCUGCGCUGUCCGGGUGAUUUCAGGCGAGCUGGUUCAACCACGUGCGCUCGGUAUUUCGCAAGAGCUCAAGGAGAAGGGUUACGCUCUGCUGUGUGUGGGAUCCCCCUUUCUGACCUUGAGACGUUCCUGCUGUUUCUGCGCGGCCGCCAUUCCCACGGCUGCCGCUUCUUUCGCCGGAAAGACAAACGCGGAUUCGAAGGAAGGUUCGUCCCAAGAAAAGUUCGCGGAAAGGCCCCUCUUGAGAAAUGCGAUCAUAGUGGGCGGCGGGAUUGCCGGUCUGACGGCAGCCAUUGCUCUCCGCCGACAGGGAGUUGACGUUCAGGUGUACGAGAAGGCGGAGGGGCGUGACCCUGAGAGGGUGGGGCGCAUUGUGGGGAUUCAGCCCAACGGGCUGGCAGCGCUGCGAUGCAUCGACCCCGCCAUUGCUGAUGCUCUCUCAUCGCAAGGCGCGCACGGAUCCAGCCUGUGCCAGCUCGCCCCAUCAGGCGAGGUGCUGCUGGAGGCCACAGCACCGGCUGACGGCCGUUUCUCCCUCCGCUGGGGUUUCGCCCUCGAGGUGCUGCAGAGCUUCCUGCCUCACUCCCGCGUGCACCAAGGCUGCGAGUUCACAGGGCACGUGCAGCACUCUGGCCAUAGAUCAUGUGCUGGAGAUCGCAAGACAGGUGGUUUACGACUAUCCCUCACCCGCUCUCUCGCCCCGUCUCACCUGAUAGGGCGGCACUGGAUGCAUUUGAGGCAGAGAGGGCACCGCGGGUGGCGUGGGUAG
Closterium sp. Yama58-4 is the source of this 1773-nucleotide messenger RNA. NCBI's taxonomy places the organism in Eukaryota, Viridiplantae, Streptophyta, Zygnematophyceae, Desmidiales, Closteriaceae. The record is from the annotation of a GenBank genome assembly.